Molecule: messenger RNA, 19236 nt
Organism: Xyrichtys novacula (pearly razorfish)
Lineage: Eukaryota; Metazoa; Chordata; Actinopteri; Labriformes; Labridae
Source: the annotation of a GenBank genome assembly
AUGAGCGGACCGGGCCAGGACAGCGAGCCAGAGGCCAAAGUCCUUCUGAUAAAGCGGCUUUACAGGUGAGUUUGGAGGGAGGCCGUCCGGGGAGGUUAGCUCAGGUGCUAACUGGACGGUGUUGUACAUGCUAGCUGAGCGUUAGACCAGGCAGGCUGUUCAUUUAGAACCCAGAGAGCUGAAUUAGAGAGAAGUGAAACAGAGAGAGGGGUUUACCACACACACAGAUGGGUUUCAUUAUCACUUUAAUAUGAUCGUUUUUAAGAGUUAUAACAUCACCUCAUCCUACAUACAUGUCAUGAAACAAAUAAAACAACUUUUAUGAUUUAUACCAACCAUAAUAUAAAGACCAGGACCAUCUAAUACAGCCAAGUGCAUUCAUUCUAUCACUAAUGGUGCUGUUUAAAGCUGUAGUUAUUAUUGACACGAUCAGACAGGUGAAUAUUAUACAGAAAAUUCAUCAUUAGAGACAGAUGUGGGUGAACUGGAGUCUGUUAUACUGUAGAGACAGACCUUUGAAAGUAGGGGAGAGUGGGCUAAGAUGAGCUAUUUGUCAUAUUUCGGAUCACUACAUCAAAUCAAUCAUAGUUUUGUCUCUAACUCGUGUAUCUGCAUAUAUUUCAAGAUGUUGUUCAUCCCUGCAAACCAACAGAAUGAGUGUAAACAUAACUGUAAUCUUGAUAAUAUAGCAUGACAAUAAAAGUGGUCUCCUAUGGUCAGUAGGGUGGGGGUAAGUUGACCAUAGGUAUGGGGUAAGAUGAGCCGUAUCCCUUCUCCACCCCAGCCCUCCCUCACCUUUCUCUCCCUUAAUAACAGUCACUUCUUCACAUUCAUGUGUAUUUUUAUCUAUUACACACUAUUCAACUGGAACAAUAAUUCUUUUUUAUUAUUAUUGAAUAUAUCUGCUAAAAAGCUGUUUUUAAAAAGUCAUUUUAACAUGAGAAUGUCUUUAAGUGAUUCAGAACAUUCACAGAUCUGUAUUUAUGAAAAGAUCAUAAACUCUGCUCCUCUCAUCAGACUCCUUUACUUUCUGAGUUACCCCUGAACUACUAUCAUGACUUUAUUAGUCCUCUAAGAUAAAAUGGUGGACUUUAAUGCUAGGUUUUUGACCUCAUGUUGUAGCUCAUAUAAACCACAAUUGAUGUAUAAAACAAAUUUAAAAUGAUCUUUUUUGGUCUAAGUAACUCCAUUAUUUCAUGCACAGAACUAUAAAUGAGCGUACACCCGUAUUUAUAUGCCUAUAGAGAUGGGUAUUUCAAGCUUCACUGGGAACUAAUUCCUCCAUGUCCACAUCAGUCAUAGAGGUUUGAGACAAACCUGUAACUGAGGAUGUUCUAGUCAGACGGAUGUGCGUCUACGAUCUGGAUCUGGAUGAGCUCGUUUUACCUGAAAAGAAGUUUCACACUAAUCUCUUCGACUUCUCUGGAACUCUCUGCAAUUUUAUCGAUAUCUGAAUCUUUGACACCACACCUAUUUCCCCAGAGACUGGCACUCUUAUUGUUUUUUUUUUAAUUGCUUUAGGUGUGGGUCUAACAUUUAUACUGGAGUGUAAUUAAGAGCUAAAAUUACAUAGAUAGAUAAAGGUCACACGAGCGAGUUAUUCAUUAAAUGCUUAAAUAUGCGAAAAUCAGGACCCUCCACUGAUGUCUGCAUACCUGAAUGAGUUUUCACAGAGUUAAAAUUUUUUGUAGUUUAUUGUAUCACUACAAGAAAAAGUGGAUUCAAAUUUAUCCUGGUUUUCUCUGCAGCAGUUUGAUCUGUAAACAGGAAUUUUUCUCAGGGGCCGAUUUAGAUUUUCUCCCUGAGAGAAAGUCAGAGCUGAAUAAAAGAAAGAAAGAUUGUUGAGGAACUGGGAGUUUCAGAAAAACUUCAGGACUCUCUGUUUACAUGUAGCAUCAACAUUAGAUUUAGAAAGUGGUAACUACAGCUGGAAACACACAUGUGUGCAUGUUGAGACCCACUCAGUCCACAUACUGAAAAAUAUUGAUGCAAAAUGUCUCAUCAAUUAGGACCAUAUUUCAAUGUUUCAUAUUAGACUUUUGUGUCUAAACUUAGUUCUGUUAUUUAAUGUGUGUUUAUGAGGCUCGGUGUAACAGGAAACAUCCUGCGUAACAUAAAACCCUGAAGAUAAACAGUUUUGGACUCUUGUGUUCACGUUGUCAUUAUACUAAUGCUGCCUGUCUGUCUGCUAAUGCUUCUCAGAGCUGUGGUGGAGUCUGUGCACAAGCUGGAUGUCAUCAUCGGCAGCAAAUCAUCUUACAGAGAGGUCUUCAAGCCGGAGAACAUCAGCCUUCGCAACAAGUACGUCCACCUGCCUGAGGCACUGUGUGUGUGUGUGUGAGUGUGUGAGAAAGAGGAGCAUGACAUAGCAUCAGCUGUAGCUCUAAGACUUUAGAUGCACAAACAUGAAUAAAUGUAGAAACCUGGUCUCAGACUUCUGGUCUAUGAGAACGACUUCUGCUGCUGUUGUUAUUUUUAAACGUAUAGAAUAAACCGACAGUUCAGAAAAGAGGAAGUUUUGGAGAGAGGUUGACUGUAUGUCAUGUCAGACGAGGUGAUGAUAUCUCAGCCCGCUCAGAGACGGUUAUAGGUGGUUUGUCUACCAACAGUUUUUAUUCUUUGUUAUCUGGACUAUGUAUUUACUUCAAAGCCACAAAAUCAUAAAAAGUGUUGCUGCUGUUUUCCCUCUUAUUUUGUCAGGUGCAUUUACCUGCAGCGUGUUUCUUCAGUAUGACAAAGUUAAGGUUAAAAGCUGUAGUUAAAGAUUUGCUUUGAUGCAAACGGGAUAAUCACACUUCUUAGUACAAAAUGAGGGUCGUGUUAUCCUCGAGCUUUAAGAAAGAGAAGAGCAGUGGUGAGUGUCUUCGAAGAGGAGACGGUGAGAAGGACUGCGUGUACUCGCCCAUCAGUGUUAACAUUAUCUCGCCUUUGGACACACACACACACACACACACACACACACACACACACACACACACACACACACACACACACACACGCACAGAGUGAGGACUGAGAUUUCACAACAUUACAGUGAACGUCUCUGAUGACUGAAUCAUUUCACACAGCCCAUGUGAGUCACAGGAGGACAGAAGACUCUUGUAUUUGUGUUUGACCCGUUCUACCAGAAUCCUCUGAUGUUUCUGAUCCAGUGAAGGAGACCUCACUUUUAAAUAUUGUCUGUUUUCAUGGUUGACGCCUGAACCUCCGUUUGACUCCCUCAUGUGUGUUUCUGUCUUCAGGCUGAGGGAGCUCUGUGUGAAGCUGAUGUUCCUCCACCCUGUUGACUACGGCCGUAAGGCUGAGGAGCUGCUCUGGAGGAAGGUCUACUAUGAGGUCAUCCAGGUUAUCAAGACCAACAAGAAGGUAGACGGCUCUGCUGAGACUGUGGAGGAAAAGAAAGUCACUCUUACAUUUGUCGGCUCUCUACUUUGUCGGCUGGUUUGACAUCCUGGCUUUGACAAAGGUCAAUUGUACUUUGACAUUUUCCACCCUGUGAUCAGCGGCUCGUAUCGGUCCUGGUAGAGUACCGGAGUGUUCAUAUGUUAUACAUGGGUGGUCCCAGAGGAGGUCAGACCCAUGAAAAUGUCACUUAGUUCUGCUGCUGGACCAACAAGAGGGAAACUUUCAAAGUUCAAACUUUUACCCUGAUGUGAUCGAAACGCUUUUGAGCUUAAAAAUGACAUUUAUUUUUUGUUGAUUUUCACUUUUUUGAAGCAUAAUUACAUCAAAACAGAACAGAGGAUUCCUGUGACAGUGUCCCGUUUUCUGCAUGCCUGUUCUUAGUGAGAGAAAUGAACACGCCCACACGAUCAGGUGUCAGUCAGACGCUUAGACGCCACAGUUACAUGCCGGCUUAACUCAUCAGAAAAUCUGUCUGUAUGUCUUAUAAAAACAUCCCUGCUUUCAUUAGUAGCAGCUGUUAUGUAUUGCAGGGCUUCACUUCAGCACCUUUAGUCUGUAACGUGCUUUAAAUUUAGACUUUUUUUGUGUUAUAAAUGCAGUGCAGCCUUUUCCUUUAUUGUCAUGCCUCCUAAAAACGUCAGACUGUUUUCAGAUGAGAAGAAAAACUCUUUAAAGAAAGUUUUUAGCCUCUUGUUUUCCAGAUAUGUUGUGUUUCCUUCUUGUCUGAAGGAGCAAAAGUAAAAAUAUUUAAAGCUUGAAUGCUUACAUUAUCUACUACAAAUAAAAAUACUGACUGUUUAGUCCGAAAGAGUAUCUGAAUCACCGUCUGCCUGAAUCUAUGUCAGUGAAACACUCUCAACCAGACUCUGGUGUAAGGCAGCCGCGAUUAUUACAAUAUUCACCAACUGCGAUUAUUUCUCAUAUUCGUGAUCACCGUCAAUUAUUUAUUUUAUCUACAAGGUUGCGCAAAUAAUCUUUGAGUCCAACGUCAUCAUGUUGUACCAGCAGCCGUAGCACGCCCCAUCUCCAUCGUAGCCACACGUUGUUUAGCUCUCGUCUUGGUCGGAUGGGCAGCGACUCAAGGUUAAGAUGGAGGAUGAGGAGGUUCUGGAUCCAAAUCCACAUACUAGAGCACUGCUGUGGGUGCAUUUCAGAUUUAAACCGAACGAUAAGGGAGAGCCUGGUAACGUGGAGGAAGCGAUAUGUAAACUUUGCCAUAAAAAAAGUGUCGGUCAAGAGCGCUAACACAACAAAUCUGAAACAACAUCUCCACACCCACCAUCCACAGCAAUGUGCUGAACUCAGGAAGACCACACCAGCACAAUCAGCAGCCGGUCCAACAGCAGCUGGUUUAUCCCGUCAACUGGCUCUUGGGGAAUCUAUUAUUUAAUAAAAUAUACAAUAUAUUCAUCAAUUGCAAUUAUUUGUCUGACAAAUAAUCGACUCCAGAAAUUCCUAAUCAUGACAGCCCUACUCUGAUAUAUCUUAAAUAUUUGACAAUAUCUGAUAUUUGUUAAAAACAGUCAUGAUUAUGUUUUUUUUUGCCAUAAUUCACAGCAGUGAGUCUUUUCUUAUAUCUUCUUAGCUCACCUCCAUCCCCUCUCCCUCCUCUCACUCUGCAGCACAUCCACAGUCGCAGCGCUCUGGAGUGUGCCUACCGAACACACCUGAUAGCCGGGGUUGGUUUCUACCAACACCUGCUGCUCUACAUCCAGUCGCACUACCAGCUGGAGCUGCAGGACUGCAUCGACUGGACCCAUGUCACAGACCCUCUGAUCGGUGAGCGGAAGAAAAACUCACACAGACAAAGACGUGAAAUCAUAUCAUUUAAAAUCCUGAUUAUUUUUGACUGAAGAAAAAAAGUCCCACCUCUAUUUGGGAAUUUCCCCUCGUGGGACUAAUAAAGGAGUAUCUUAUCUAUUUGAAUGAACUGUUUGAGGACAUUUACACAGUUUUAAUAAACUCUUCUCAGAGGAGAACUCGACCUUAUUUCACCGACCGUAGCUGACCUUUGAAAGCAUAUCUUGUGAACUGAGUAUUAAUCCUGUUACACAAGUUAUUCUGAAGGUUUCCAAACUCUGUAGGUCAAUAAUAAAAGUUCACCGGCAGUCAGACUGACCUCGUUCACAGCUGCUGUUCAACAGUUUUAGCCCAGCAGGUGUUAAAAUGUCUAUUGUCUGAAUACAGCUCAGGUCUGGUUUCAGGGUUUCUGUGGACCACGUAGAUCCGACAGAUAGGUGGAGACAUGCCAAGUCAGAGUAUUGUCAGCAGAGACAAACUGACAGGUGCAAGGUCUUAUCCUCAGCCUGGAUUUGGUUUGACUCUGGCUCACAUUUUGACCCUAAACCUGGUUUAGUUUGGAGGAGGGAUCCUGGUUCACUUUGGACAGAGUCAGAAAAUCAGCCUCAAAAUGUUCUCAGUGUUUCUGUUUCUCUGCUGGGAUUUAAACCUGUUCACCUGUUGGGUAAUUCUGAGACGUUUUGGGUCAAGUACAUGAGCUAAAUACUCAAACUGAGGAGGGCGUUGUGUAAUUGUUCCCCACAGGGCGAAAGAAACCGGUGUCAGCCACCCCGAAGGAGAUGGAGUGGGCACAGAUGGCCUGUCAUCGCUGUCUGGUCUACCUCGGAGAUCUGGGUAACAACAUAAUAAUAGAUUCAACAGUGAUCUCAGACAGCAUGUGUGUAAUUACACGUGGGAAAUUUUGGCCUGUAUAUACGGCAUAUUAGGAACACAUGCUUUCAGAUCGGUUUGGAGAUAUUUUAACGAAGGCUCGUUUUAAAACUUGGACUUUUUUGUGUUUCCUCUGCAGCUCGUUAUCAAAACGAACUCGCAGGAGUGGAGGCGGAGCAGCUGGCAGAACGGUUUUACCAUCAAGCCCUGUCUGUCAUGCCACACGUAGGUGAGUGUCAUCGAAAAGAAAACGAGAUACCGGACUUUUGGUUCGUUCCAUUUACCUCAGAAGUCGGAGCUGGGAAUGACGUCACUACCGAGUUUUUACCAUUUUAGUUACAAAGUCGGAAAAAAGUCGCCAACGGCCAAAAACAGCGACUGAAACUACCAGGCUACGGUGAGCUGUUGUUAGCACAGCCAGCUUUGUAGUUCCAUAUACACAUGAAAAAUGUAAAUUACACGAUGACAGCAUUUCCAUAUAUAUACAUUUAACAAUACUGUUGUAUACGGCUGACUUACUGUGACGACAAAUAGUAAAAAGUUUUAAUAAAAACAUCAUUACAGGAGCUAAAUGUCAAUGAAGGGGUUGUGUGGAUCGUCCGACCUCGGGGGUCGUUCCAGUUCAAGUUCCGACUCAGAGCUCAGAAAUCCUGACUUCUGAGUACAACUGGAAUGCACCGUUUAUCGUCAGAAUCAUGGUAUCACAAGGAGAAAAGUGGAAACAGGAAUCGUCCUGUAUGUGCCCGUCCUUCCUGCUGUCAGAGAUGAAGAGUUAGCGGUGAAAGGGAACAGAGAGAGGAUUUAGACGUGACACAUGGAAGCAUGAAAACAUGAAACUAAUAUGAGAAAUGAUUCGGCAAAAACAGCCUCUAAAAACUCUGGAGGAAGUAUCUACAGCCUCACUUCUCCAUUAGAGUAUGAAAGCUGAUCACAUUAUAAGAUAUAUCACUAAAUAUACGAGCAAAGACCUUGAAAUUCCUCCAAUCAGAGAGCUCCUGUACUUUUUUGCAAAGCAUUUUUGUUAGACCCCGAUUCAUGCAGUAAAUACCCAUCCAGUCCCCUUGAAAAUGUCACAUCUGUUCAUGAUUUCUGCGCCCUUUUUCACGCCUGAGAGUUAUUUCAAUAAUGUGAGGAUUUGUGUCGUGAUGAGUUGAGGUGACGGGGUCAGAAGGAGGUUUUUGAAACAGCAGGAAAAAGCAGUUUGGUCAGAAUACCUCGAGUUGACUUAGAAAUGCGGCCGUACCCGUGUGUAUAUUGAGGCUGACAUCCUUCAUGUCUUCCCUGUAAUAAUGUUUGUUUUUAUUGUUUUUGUGACAUGACAUGUUGGUGUUGAUGUUCGAUUUGUUAACAACACUUUAAUUGAUUUAUUUGGAGCUGAAGCUGAAAUCCGUUUUACAAAAGCUCUUCUGGAGUUCUUUUGUCGUCUCAGAUUUUGGCUCCUGGCGGGACAACUUCUUGGCUCGCAUGAACGCGACUUUUCAAACGAAGCAGGAAAAAAAACUGGCUGAUAAUCCUCGCUCCGUAUUUAGCAGCUCCAAAAAUGAAAGCUGGUUUGUUGUUGUUGAUCCGUUUCCUCGCUGAUCUGUCCUCAGGAAUGCCUUUUAACCAACUGGGAACGCUGGCGGGGAGCAAGUUCUACAACGUGGAAGCAACCUACUACUACCUACGCUGGUAAGACCUGCGAGGAUAUUUCAAUGAUCAAACCACGAGUUAAUGAGCGCACAGUUUUCACAAGGGUUUUAAUCUGCUCCAGUAUCCAAUCAGACGCCCCCUUCGAGGGCGCCUACGGCAACCUGAAGCGCCUGUUCGACAAAGCUGCCAAGAUGUACCACCAAGUGAAAAAGCAGGAAAUGAAGAAGUUGUCUCCGUCUCGACAAAGGUGAGGUGGACUGAGGAGGGUCGGAUUUUUAACCCCACUUUGAGUUCAUGUGUAGUUGGUAAACAAACGCGGCACGAUCCUUCGAGUUUGAUUUAAUUUUCAGGACUAACACAAAUCCUUCUGUUGUCGCCCUCGAUCACAAACCCUCUGGACAUCAGAUCCAGAUCUACAAUCACACAAUUACCAACGUGCGUUUCCUUCCUGUAAGUCUCAGAGGGAGUCUGAGCGGCGGCGGUGGGGUUAAGCAGCAUCUCUGCAGACGGGAACAGAUAAUUGAUGAUCCCUGCGAGGGAAAACGGAUUAUUGCAGCUGGUCAAGUUCUGAGAAUUAGAGAGGAAACAAAGAAAGGGAAAGCUCACCAACCUUUAAAAUAUAUAGAUCCUGUCCUGUAGGAGAAAAAACACCUGAAGAUAAUUCAGAUCAGUGUUUUAACCUGCAACUUCUGCUCCUCUGAUGUCUGCAGGUCAAAACUUCUCAGGCUGGUCCAGACAAACUUAAUGUCACUGAUGUGUUUCCACGAUAUCUGCCGUGAACCGUUUUACUGUACGAGACAUCAGCUCUCCUCCUAAGAUAACGAGGAUUCACUGUGAUUACUCUGCAGGUCACAACAUGCCAGAAAACUUAGAGUUCAGGGUUAAUAAUGCAAAUCAGACUGAAAACAUCCAGAGAUGAUAUUUGGAAACGAAGAUACUCGCACAGUUCUUUAUUAGCUGUAUUGAUUAUGUAAUAACUCAGGUACUGGUCGUGUUUCUUGUCCAUUAUGGCAUCUAAAAGAAGUUUUGCAUGUCAAGGUGUAUUUAAUUUAAGAUUAUAGGAUAUAUUCACUAUCAUGAAGCUCCUCUGAGCAAAGUGCAAGUAUAAGAUGAACCGAUUCCCGACCAAAUCUGUGCUUGUGUUUGAUGUUUCCGUCUGAAGCAGCGUUGUCAUAUGUUUUUUUAAUAGUUCGUUUGCAGUAAAUAUCAUGUGCAUCAAUCAUGUAACCUGAAUGAAUAGAAACGUAUGUGAAAAUAUUGUUGAUAUAAGCUCAGCACAUUUAUAACCUAAAAUCUGGAUCUGGGUUAACUCCAUUAUUUAUGAUUUUUGUUCUUACUUCCUGUCUGCAGAUCAAAAGACAUCAAGCGUCUCCUGGUGAGCUUCAUGUACCUUCAGAGUCUGCUGCAGCCCAAGAACAGGUAAACACACACGGAGGCUUUUGAACCCGGGACAAUAAAGACGUUUGUCUUCAUCAUAUUUUUUAAUCUUUGACUUUUUAUGGGCGUGUUUACUCUGGAUCUCUUACCUGCAGCAGCGAUAUCUCAGUUAAAUAUUGAAUUAAGUGAAGAGUGAACAAAGGUUAAUGUGUUCCUGCUGUAAAACGGUGAAAUUACCUUUUAAAUGUGGCUCAGGUGUAAAAGGUAAAUACAAAUGAACCCGCUCACCCUGCCUCCUCCCUCUCAUUUCUCACAUCCUUGUAAACUCUCUUUUCUCUCUGUAGUUUAAUGGAGACGGAGCUGACCUCCCUCUGUCAGUCGGUGCUCGAGGACUUCAACCUGGUGCUUUUCUACCUGCCGCCGCCGACACACGGCGGCGCUCACCACUCCCCCAGCGAGGAAGAGGAAGAGCCGCAGCACAGCGACAGCUCCUGCCCCGUGCUGCCCGACACGCUCAUCUUCAAGAUGGUGGUCACGUGUCUGAUGGUGGUGCACAGUCUGAAGAGAGGAGGUCAGUAUGAACAUGAACAAACAUACAUUUUUAUCGUCCUCGAGUCGAGAUUCAAUCAGGAGUGAAAUUAUGAGUAAAUAAGAAGAACAUGAGUCAGACUUUUACUGUAUUUCUGUUCUGCUGUGAACUCGCCAAAUUAUCUGGACUCAAAAAUCCUCUAAAGUUGUCUCAUGUUUGUCACCAAGAAUAAAACAACUUUAUAGAAAUUCAUCCAGGCUAUAAAGGUGAAAACUAUGAUGGAAUAUUAGGGUCACAUUAAGAAAAAAAAUAAUUAAAAAUUCUGGAUUAAUGUCUUUAAAUUAUGAGAAUAAAGUUGUUUUAAAAUCAUCAUAAUACUAUGAUAAUGUGGAGCUGAUGUGCCAAAAGAUGAAGUAUCUCCUUGUUUGAGAAACUUAUAUUAAUUUACAUUUUCAUGAAAUGCUCCAUGGCUCUGAUUUUAACAACUCUCAUCUUAAAUAACAGGUUAGAAUAGAAGGACUUUUUUAAAUUUCGACUUCAAUCUCAAAAUGGAAAUGGAAAAAAAGUCUCCCCCCUGUAAUUAUUUUUAUUUUAUUAUUAUUUAUUAAUAAAUUUAUAUCGGGGUUUAAAAUCAUGUUGACUUUUUUCAAGAACGAGCCAUGCAGAAUUUUUGAGAGCAGUGUCAAUAAUGACAAAUAAAAAAAAGGUUUUUCUUAAAAUGAUUUGAUGCUUACAGGUUAGUCUGUCUUACAUGAUGUCAACUUUGUCUGAAAAUUACAGCUUUCUCAGCUAUUUUUAAAGAUACGUUUAUUGUUUUUAUAUUUUGCUAAAAAAAUCGUUCUUUUUCCAACAUAAAUCCAUUUCACGUUAAGUUAAAGAUUCACGCUCUUACUCCGCCUUUGUUGAAUACACGUAUUCAGUAGGAGGCUGAAACUAUAGGCUGACUUUUCAGACACAAACAUCUUAAAGAUAAAGUGUUCAGACUCUGUUGUCACUCUCUCACUUCUUUCUGUUUGUCUGUCUCACUUCACUUUUACUGCCGUCUAUCAGAGAGAGCAAAAAGUGGACGAAGUAAAGUGCAGUAAACCUCCAGAUUCAGGAGUCCUCGAUUCUUUGGACUCUUGGACUUGAUCCACAGAUGCUCGGAUGAAUUUAACAGAUAUCAACAAAAACAUGUAGUUAGUGUGACCUCUCAGAGCUGAGAAAGAAACUUGUUUGUCGUGUCUGAGGACAAAUGAAAGAGGAUCUCCUGUCUUUAGCUCUUCUGUACUUUCAUUUCCUUUUAAAGAUUGUCCAACCUCAGAGUUGGUACUGAUAUAUUUCAAGCACACCAAUCAAAUAUUGACCUAAAUGUAUAUUUUGGAACAAUAUAAGGUUUUUCUGCUUCAUUCAAUCAUCCCAUUAUGCCCUUAUGUCUGCAUGUAUUAAGUAAAAAAAUUAAAGGCUUUCAGUUUCAUUCAAACUUUAGAGAAAAUUAAAAACGUCUCACUGAUCUCGUGUUUCCAGGAUCAAAGCAGUACAGCGCAUCCAUCGCUUUCACUCUGGCGCUCUUCUCCCACCUGGUGAAUCACGUCAACAUCCGGCUGCAGGCUGAACUGGAGGAAGCGGAGAGCCAGGUGCCUCCGCUUCACACCGACGCUGCAGGUAAGAGAGGACAACCCCUCGUCUUCAUGUACUGAAUCUUUUAAAAGAGAGAAUCCUCACCGGUCAGCACAAAACUGCAAAUUUCCCAGCCAGUAUCUGACGCACGGAUCAAUGCAGCGAUCCUGUAUCAUCCUCGUCAGCAACAUCCUUUCAGAUCAAAGCGGAGAGUUUUCUUUGUGGUUUAGGAAUAAAAGUCUAUUGGGAGAAACUGCAGCUUUUUAAAUCCACAUCAAUUUAAAGUUUUGUUGACAGACGUGAUUUGAAUUAAUGUUUGUUCAAAAAGUGGAAAUAUUCACCAUGCUGACUUAUUCUUCUAGAUGACUUGGAGACGAGGGAUUUGACGGCUCCAUCAACAGAUCGCUCCGAGGACAAACCUCUGCAGAACGGCUCCCUGGAGCAAGAGGACGACGAAGAGGAGAAGGAUGAAGACGGCUGCGAACGGGUCGGUGUUAAAAAGCACAGCAGCGUGGAAGAACAACGCAAGAUAGAGGAAGACAAACAGAGACAGAAGAAGAAGUACACCCGCCUGUCCAGACUGCGCCGACGCCGCUGCGCACGCAAGGACACUCAAGGAGAGGACGAGAGCGACCUGAGUGAAGGCUUCGAGAGCGAGGAGGAUGAGGAUGAAGAUGAGGAGAGGAGGGGUCACGCCGAAUCAACAGGCGGAAACACCGCCGGACUCCCGCCCAAUCCUCCAUCAGUCAGGAAGCAGACCAAACGAGACAUCCUGGGCGAGGAGGGCAGCUGGGGGAGCGGCUCAGAGGAAGAGGAGGAGGAGGAAGGAGGAACGGCGUUCGACGUGGAGACAGACUCGGACAUGAACAGCCAGGAGUCCCGAUCGGACCUGGAAGACAUGGAGGACGCGGAAAACUCCGACAACACGGAGGGUCAGGCGCGGGAGCAUCAGGAGGAAGAGGAUGAAGACGACCAACACAAGGAGGAAGGAGGGGACAGGGACGGGGACACGCCUCCCGCCACGAACGGGCCGCUCAUGCCCAACGACGCCAGCAUCAGCAGUAACCUGCAGGCCAUGUCCUCGCAGCUCUUCCAGGCGAAGCGCUGUUUCCGCCUCGCUCCCACCUUCAGCAACAUGUUACUGAGGCCUCAAGCUUCAUCGUCCUCGGGGAUCCCCACCCCGACGGACUCCUCUGCCCCGCCCUCACAAGAGACCCCUCCUCCUCCUGGGGAGUCCCCCUGCGACCUGAACCCUGGUACUGCUAAUGGAACCAACGAAAACGGUAACCAUCACACUUUUCUCUAAAAUCCUCGUCUGUAGUCUGAGUGUCUGUCAUCCUGUCAGGGCUCGACCGUUUCACCUGCAUUUAUGACUAAAAAUAGACGUGUGCGAAUCAUAAAAUGUAUUUAGGGGUUCAUGUCGUUCCCCUAAAUACACUGGUCGUUCCAAAGUCGAGGCUCAAAACUAAAGGAGAUCGAUCUUUCUCCAUCAGAGCUCCUCGACUUUGGAAUGACCUGCCAGAGGAGAUAAGGCGUACAGCAGAGACAGUCGCUUCUUUUAAGUCAAAUUUAAAAACUUAAUUUUACAGACUUGAUUUUACGUGACGCUGUCUUUUAUCUUUUAUCUGUCAUCUCUUAUCUCUUGUAUCUUAUGUCGGCUUUACUGUCUUUUUAGCUUUUGUUAAACUUGUUCUCUCUUCUUAAUGAACCAUUUAGGCCUUUUAUUGUUUUAUCUCUUCCUCGUUUCUGUUGCUCUAUUUUAUGAUUACUAUCAUUAUCAGUAUGACCUGUUAUUAUUUUAUUAUCAUUGUUGAUAUUGCCUUUUAUAUUUACUGUCCUGUUCCCGCUUUCGGUCCUCAUGGUCUCAUUUUUUGUUGCAUGGUUCUUGUAUCGUCUGGGUUCUUUAUGACAUGAAAAUGACCUUCAGUUCCGUUUUUACUGAGCUUUUUGUUUUUAUCUGUAUUUUUCCAUGUGCUCUAUGACUACAUGUCAAAGCACUUUGUAAACAUUUGUUUUUUAAAAGUGUUAAAUGAAGUUAUUAUUAUUAUUAUUAUUAUUAUUUGCACAUAAAGAAAAACAGCCGAGGCAACAAAUGCGUUUUCAUGUAAAUACAGCGCUGAAGUUAGUUUUAGGUCAGAUAAAAUCACAUCUCAAGUGUUUGUUGGUAUUGAUAUCUGUGUGCGUAGUCGACCCGAGAGUGCGGUUACGUCAGGCAUCAUGGAGUGGAACCACACAGUUUUUUGACCUUGCUCGUUCGCUCACUCACUCUCCUUUUAUUCUGCAUGUUGCGCACUUAUAUGUUUAUGUAGUCAUGCUGGACGAGUUUAUCGUUUUGUUUUUAGUUUUGGGAAUAAACCCAAAAAAACGAACGAGAGGAUCCUGUGGAGUUCUUUUUAGCUUGUUAAGGGAUGAUGAAGGAUGAGAGCGUCAAUCUCAUGGAUUCAUUGUUUAGGAACCUACAGGACUUAAGUCGACCAAUAAAACAAACAUUAUUUGAUCGUGACCCUAAAUUCUUUGUGUACUCCUUACUUUUUUAACUUAGGAGCAACAUGAAUUCUCUAAAAAGAAAGUGUCAAGCCUUUCCUGUUUACAUGUAGACCUGCACAGACCCCGGAUCAGGUCCAAGUACGAGUGCAUGCUGCAGUAAAGACCAUGUGUUUGUAUGGAAUCUGUGAUUUAUGACUGAAGGAUCAUGGGUAAAUGUAUACAAUACUAAACACAAGCUUGUGUUUCCUUAAAAGGAAAUCUGAACCUAAAGUAUCAGCAGCUGUUUGGAGUCGACUCCCUGAGAGCCUCGUGAGCCCGGCAGAGUGAAAAACCAGAACUCAGAGCUUUUGAUCAGCUGAUCUUUGUUUAUUCAGAUGUGAAAUGAAAGUGUCUCCGUGUUCAAACCAGUCCUCUUUGUUUCUCUUUAGACCUGGACUCUGACUCUGAAGGCAGCCAACACAGCGCUCAGUCCGAACACAGUGAGAAAACCCUGCUAGAGAAGCUGGAGAUCCUGACCAAUCAGGGCUUGAUCCAGGUGGUGAAGGUCUUUAUUGAUUGGCUGAGGACAAACACAGACAUCAUUCUCAUGUGUGCACAGGUGAGGUGAACCGAACCAUCAGGCUUUAGCGCUGACACUGUCGAUCUUCUCAAGGGUUUGAUAAUAACUCAGAGUUUCUCUUCUCUGCAGAGCUCUCAGAGUCUGUGGAACCGUCUGUCUGUGCUGCUCAACCUGCUUCCAGAUGGCAGCAAGAUGCUGGAGGCUGGUGAGUUCCUGGCCGACUGCAGCGCAGAGAUAUUUAUACUCAUGUGAAGCAGAAUGGCACAGCAGUUUUUUCUUCUGAUCGGUGAAGAAAAACUCGAACCACUUUGAAGUGAUCAGAAAGAUGAACCCUCUUUCUCUCUUUGUGCUUCUUUAACAUGACUGUAUGUUUAAUUUCAUCUUCAUUUAAUCAGGAGUCUGAGUGUUUCUGUUACUAAAGUGUCCAGGAAAAUUACACAGUCCAGCUUUAAAAGAAAGAAGAAGAAGAAAGAAAAGGAAAACAUGCACACUCUGACGUUUACUGAAUCUGUCGCCUCUGAAACACAGAAAUUCCAGCCAUCACUUUACCUUUGUACGCACACAAAUUGGCGUGACAUCGGUGCUCUGGUGCGUUACAUUUGGCCAGUUCUCAAACUGAUAUUUAGGAUUUUGCUGAUUAUCAAUAUCAGCGUUUUUAUUUCACAGAUGGACGAUAAAUUCAUGAUUUAAAAAGUGUGCGACUUUGGCUGAACUGUGGUUUCUCUCCCCGCUCCGACUCUGCUCUGAGUUUCCAACCCGUCAACAUUUUUUUUUUUUGUGAUCAACUUUUAAUUUUGUUUUAUUUCCACUUAUCCACACCUGUUGCCCCCACCCUCAUCCCAGGGGAAACAUUGAAUUUGGACGAUUACAGGGAAGAAAAAAAAAAAUUUGAUUAAAUAAACAGCAGCAUCAAUAGUACAAAGUAAACAUAUUCAUGAGAUAAAUGGGUAAAAUACAAAAUAAAAGGAUAAAAAAAAAGCCAGCUCAUUAACAUGCACAUGUGUUUGUCCUCUGCAGACCUGGGCCUGAACUCUGAGGUGACAGAGCUCAUAAACGAGUGCGAGCAGCCCGGUCUGGUCCAGACUCUGCUGCUGCCUGAAGACCUGGCCCUGAGACACCUGCCUGCUCUGCAUGUUGCUCACCGCCGCCUGGAUUUCAGCCGCCGCAACUCCUCCCUCAGCCCCUUACAGGAGGUACUCACUCACACCUAUAACACACACACACACACGCUCACACAGUCAUGCAGAAGUUCUUAAACUCAUAAUCGACCUCAGCGGGUUUACAGAGCAGACUGGAGGUUCACUGAUCCCACUAUGAGGAAAACCUGAAAGCAGAUUUGAAACUCACCUCAUUAUUCUGCUUUUGGGUUAAUCUUUUCUCUCUGAGUUUUGUGAAAGUGAUCCAAAUACACAAACAAGUACUGUUAUGGAUUCAAGAACCUGUUCAUGCUGUUUUCCCCAUUUAAUAGAUUAAAAAAUUAUUACAUAACUGUAAUUAACGAGCAAUCAACAGAUGGAAAGAGGAUGAAAAUAUUCCACUUGAGUAACUUUGAAAUUUUACACGCAGGAGUAAGAUUCAGAUUGUUUUAACUGAUGGUAUAAAUCAGUAACAUCAUUUAUGCUCUGCACACACCCCCGCUGAGAUUAUCGAGUAUUUUUACAGCAUCUUUUCUCACUUCCUAAACGGUCCCUUCACACUCAGGUCAUGACUAUAUGUGCAGAGAAAAAAGUAUAUUGGCUGUGUCCGAAAUGAAUCACUCAAUCCCUAACCCCUAUAUGGGGUUUCACUAUAAAGCUGACGAUGUCGUGAACUCAGUCACCGCAGGUUUCCGACACUACAUAGCGCACCGUUGUAUUCUCACUGCUCAGACUUCCGCUUCUGAAGUUGCGGCUGUUGUUUUUACAUCUCUUUAAUUUUAUGACGUUGUAAAGAUGGAUUUGUUUUUCCAGGAUGUUCGUGAAAUAAUAAAAAAUAAAAUAAUAAAAAUAAUGAUAAUAAUGAAAAAAUAAUAAUUUAUUUAAAAGGCCUUGUAUUUUUGUGCAGAAUAUUGUUUGCUGCGUCUUAUCGUGCACAAGACUACCCUAUUUUUCGCACUAUAAGGUGCACUUGGGAGGAGCAGAUCACAUUUAAGUGGCUCCCCUUCCAACAGACGAAAGAGGAGAAAGGUGCAUGAAAAAAAAUAUCCAGGUGUUCAAUCAACACGAUGAGCUGAAAGAUAAUAAAGGUGCAGAAUCUAAAGCGUCGAAUAUUUCCCUCUGUCUCUGUCCUCCAGUGCGUGGUGCGAGUGUGCUGCAUCCGCAGUUUUGGUCACUUCCUGACAAAUCUCCAGGGCAACGUGCUGCACUUCAACCCGGAGGCGGGCAUCUUCACCAGCAUCAGCCAGUCCGAGCAGGACAAUCUGGUGCAGCAGGCCAAGGCCCAGUUCCGAAUGGUGAGUGGCAUCCGAACAAUAACCGAGCAGGACCACAGGUGGUCUGGAUCCAGCUGAGACUCAUUCAUGAAACCCCUGUGCUGUUUAGAAAGAGGAGGUGGUGAUGUUGUGUAACUGCUGACCCAAAAGAAUGUGCAGAAGAGAAGAACAUGUGAUUAAUGAGCUGGAAUUAAAACUGUAUUUUCAUGUUGAUCUCCAGGCUGAAGAAGAGGCUCGUCGAAACCGUUUAAUGAGGGACAUGGCUCAGCUGCGGCUCCAGGUUUUUAAUAUUUUUCCUCUCAGUGGGGUUGGACGGGUUUUAAAAAGUAAAAUUGAUGUUUUUUUCUUACAUUUCUUACAUGGAAAGUGGCUGAAAUUAUAAAUACAUAUAUAUUAUAGCUAUUUAUUCUACUGUUUGAGGAAUAAUGUUUGAAUUUACACCUAAAACUGAACUAAAAAUUCUAUUAAACUUUCUGAUUUUUGUGCUAAAGCUGCAGAAACCCUGAAAUAGUCAUCAUUUAAACGUCUCUUCCCUGCAGUUGGAGGUGUCACAGCUAGAGGGCAGCCUUCAGCAGCCUAAAGCUCAGUCCUCCAUGUCUCCCUACCUGGUUCCAGACACAGCCGCUCUCUGCCAGCAUCUGAACCUCAUCAGACAGUUGGCCGGCAGCGGCUGCUUCAUCAUCAUCAUCCCUCGGACAGGUCGGUGCGCUUUCUGUCUGACUAAGAGAAAUACUGCAGAUGCUGUUCUCAGCCCUGAAGUGGGCAGAGUUUCAGAUUUUGUCUCAUUUUAGGAGCAUUUGUUCAACUUAAAGGAGUCAGUCUGGACUCUUGGAGCUUUUAACGUGUAUUUAUCAAUAUUUAGUUAUUAAUUAGACCAACAAAUAUUAAAACAAAACAGUGAACAGAUUUGUUAGUUUGAACUUCCAGCCCUGAGCUCAUUAGUUUUGAAAUGCCUGACUCAGAUAUGAAGCAAGAAAGUUUAUGAUGUGAAAGAGAAGCCCUGUGGUUUUGACAGAGUAAACGUGGUAAACUUUAGUAUUGGUGCUGCCCUCUACAGGCCGCCGUUAACAGGAGACUCCCUCCAUACUGGUUUCUCCAUAAAGUCACUCAAUCUGGCAGUUUAAGGUCAUUUCCUCGUCAUAUCUUAACCGAGCCUCCUCCCUGAAGUGCAGACAACUAACAGACAAUGAACUCAAUGCUACCCUUAUGUAUGAAUUAAAUAUAAAAGCAGAAUACAGACAGUUUCCUGAAGUACAUUAACUCCAAUAAUGUGUUCUUGUUGUGUGUUUCAGUGAUUGAUGGACUCGACAGGUUAAAAAAGGAGAAUGCUGGUGCGAGAGACGGCAUUCGCUUCCUGGAGUCAGAGUUUCGUAAAGGCAACAGGUGGGAAGUUUUAUCACAGAAGGACUUAUAGCCUCCUAAAGUCCAGGUUUUACUCUCUUAAAGGCUCUUAUUGGAUAAUUUCUUCAUCACUGUCCUCUCUCUGCAGGUACAUUCGCUGCCAGAAGGAGUCAGGUCGCAGUUUUGAAAGAGAUAAACUGAAACGUCAGGACAUCGAAGCCUGGUAACCCUCUCACGACUUCUUCAGUCACCUUGUUUUUCCCUAAAAUACUCGUAUAUUAAGUUUGAGUUGUAUUUGUAUAUCUCCUCUUUUUGAUAUUUUAGGCAUUUGUACAAGAUGGUGGACAGCUGCCGCCAGCUCACAGUCUCCCAAAGCAACGGGGAUGAAGACACAGCCGGUAUGGUGACCAUCCUGACCGGCCAACAAGUAGAGGAGCUUUGCAGUCAGUCUGCAGCGAUGAAGGUCAGACUCUCCUCUUCAUAAAAAACAACAUUUGAAAACAUUUCCUUCACUUGUCUUUCUUUGAUUGGAUUUGGAUUCGCGCAGCGUUGUAACUUCUUUAGCCGGGGAAGUGAGUCAAUCUGCACACUUCACCCUAAAUUUUCAUAAACACCCCGGAGACAUGUUUGGGCCACACAGGCUAACCAUAUAAGCAGUAGAUUGUGUCCUUCCAGAGGAGGAAAUCUACUUCUAGACUUCUAGAAUCAGCAUCUCCUCAUCCAUGGUGUCAUCGGGGUGAAAUGACGUCUAAAAACCUUUCACUUGUUCGUCUCCGCCCGUUUGCAUGGUGUGAAAUACGAUCCUCCUGAAACACGGAGUGUUUUAUUUUGAAAAGAAGCCGGAUGUUUUAUUUUGUGUCUGUGCCCGACUUCCUUUCCAGCACGGGUUAAUCUGUGCUGAAUUUAUCCGCCAUGCUCCGGCGUCCGGAAAAAAUAAAACUCUUGUGAUCAGCUAUGGAGUCCGGCGAUCCGCAGAGGAACGGAAAGAAGCCGGUGAAAAUUGACACGUUAACUUGGAUGGUUACGAUCAGCUAAGAUCGGCAGAUACGGCCUUUUCGUAGCCGCUCUGGAUGCGGUAGAAAUCGGGGGUGACGUGGAGCAUAAAUGAGUUUUUACAGUCUCUUUUGUCUUCUCUCCUGUCAGACGGCGAUCCAGGCGGCGAGCUCGGCGGGCAUGGAGCUGAAAAACAUUGUGGAGUUCUACCGACAGUGGAAGGAAAUCGGCUGA